Molecule: messenger RNA, 1335 nt
Organism: Hypomesus transpacificus
Lineage: Eukaryota; Metazoa; Chordata; Actinopteri; Osmeriformes; Osmeridae
Gene: stx1a
Product: syntaxin 1A (brain)
Biological process (GO): synaptic vesicle fusion to presynaptic active zone membrane; intracellular protein transport; exocytosis
Cellular component (GO): SNARE complex; plasma membrane; presynaptic active zone membrane
Molecular function (GO): SNARE binding; SNAP receptor activity
Source: RefSeq, a predicted model, not a curated record
CAAGCCGAUAGACGCGCGCUCUACAACCUCGCGUCGCCGCCCUUUCAUAGAAUUUAUUGCUGAGAAAAAAAGAUUAUAAAUCAAAGAAGAUCUUGGUCUUAUAUCACAAGACACAGGUGUCCCCGUGCGGACCGCCGAGGGUUCCAGAUCAUAAUCAUGAAAGAUCGCACGCAUGAACUAAGACAGGGGAAGGAGGAGGAGGAGGCUGUGGUGGGGUUGGACAAGGCCUUCAUGGAACAAUUCUUUGAACAGGUGGAGGAGAUCCGGGUGUGUAUCGACUGCCUGGCUGAGAAGGUGGAGGAGGUGAAGAGCAAACACAGCGCUAUCCUGGCCUCACCCAACCCUGAUGAGGACGAGGUAGAGCUGGAGGACCUGAUAGCGGAUAUAAAGAAGUUUGCCAAUAAAGUCCGCUCCAAGUUAAAGAGUAUCCAGCAGAGCAUCGAGCAGGAAGAGGGUCAGAGCCAAUCUGCUGCACACCUGAGGAUACGCAAGACACAGCACUCUACGCUGUCUCGGAAGUUUGUGGAGGUGAUGUCAGAGUACAACGUCACGCAGUGUGACUACCGGGAGCGCUGCAAGGGACGCAUCCAGAGACAGCUGGAGAUCACCGGUAGGAACACCACCAAUGAGGAGUUAGAGAGCAUGCUGGAGAGCACCAACCCCGGGAUCUUCACCUCAGGAAUUGUGAUGGACUCCCUGGGAGAGCAGGCUCUGGGUGAGAUAGAGAUGAGGCACUCAGAGAUCCUCAAGCUGGAGAGCAGCAUCAGGGAGCUGCACGACAUGUUCCUGGACAUGGCCAUGCUGGUGGAGAACCAGGGGGUGCUGGUGGACAGCAUAGAGCACAGUGUUCUGGGGGCGCAGGACUAUGUGGAGCAGGCCAGGGAGAACACCAGCCAGGCCACCAAGAUACAGAAAGGCAGCAAGCGGAAGAUGAUCCUGAUCGUGGUGUGCAUCUUCAUCUCCCUGAUCCUCAUCAUCUCCCUGGCUGUGGGGCUCAGUUAGGCGCCCCUGACCCCUCCAGGCCUCCAGGGGGCUCCACCACAGGCGAGGCCCAGUCUGAGCGGAGUCCUGCCUGAUCUACCACUGAGCUACACAUCUCCUUAGUAGUGAAUGUUGACAAUACAGCAGAAGAUCAAGGAUCAAACGUGCAUGGUUCUAACAGAAUUUUGGUGGUCAGGAUCAAAGAACAGCCUGUGUUUACCAGACACCUCCAAAGAUGCCACAUAGACAUGCUCUGCUCGGCUCUGGCAGAGCUUGAAACUACUUACUAGUUGGGGUCAGAUGGCUGAGCGGUUAGGAAGUCGGGCUAUUAAUCAAAAGGUUGCCGGUUCGAUU